AUGGCUUGGACUGGAGCCACAGCAGCAAGUUCGAUUAGGCCCCCAAGCUUCACAGCUCCGACGAUAACAGCUCCGACGGCAGCAGCUCAAACAACGGCUCCGCCGGCAACUUCGACGAUCUUGGAUCCAAAUGAUCCGGGAAGUCCCUAUUUUCUACAUCCUAACGAGAAUCCCGCACUGGUUCUCGUCUCUGCACCGCUAGAUGGACGUAAUUAUCACCCAUGGGCCAGGGGAAUGGAAAUGGCUCUUCUCUCCAAGAACAAGUUAGGGUUCGUGGAUGGAACCGUGGUAGCACCAGACGUGAGUGAUGUCAAAUUUCCCUACUGGAGAAGAUGCAACAACAUGGUUGCAACUUGGAUAAUGCGCUCGCUCUCACCAGAGAUUGCUCAGACCGUUCUUUGGGUGGGAACGGCGGAAAGGAUCUGGAAGACCUUGAAAUCGAGAUUUAGUGAAGCAGACAUAUUUCGUGUUUCCGAUCUACGCGCCGAGAUGCAUCAGAUUUGCCAAGGAGACCUCAGCAUAGGUGCGUAUUUUGCAAAGUUGAAAGCCCUAUGGGACGAAUUGCAAGUUAUAAGACCUCUCCCCACCUGCAAUUGUGCACGGAGAUGUGACCGUGGACUACUGGACAAGCUCCAACUACACCUAGACAGUGACAAUUUGUCUGUGUUCUUGAGGGGGUUGAAUGAUAACUAUGCCUUAGUCCAAUCACAGAUCAUGAUGAUGAAGCCGCUACCCUCUGUUGAUGAAGCAUUUCUGAUAGUUCAACAGCAGGAAAGGAGGUUCAAUAAUGGAAUAGGUUCUUCACCCCAAUCAACAGAGAACUUGAAUGCAGGGAGUGUCUUUUUUAGCCAGACUACGGGAAGCAAUUCGGGUACAAAGAAGUUCUACUCUAAUGGAAAUAAGAAACCAAUUUUUACCUAUUGUGGCUACACCGCUCACACUGUGGAAAAGUGCUACAAGAAACAUGGGUAUCCACCCGGUUGGAAGCCAAGAAACAAGAGUGUAGGGUCAGUCAAUCAGGUUCAGAUGGCUCAAAAUCCCUCAGAAGACACUAUAUCUCUUUCUCAGAAUGAGUAUAUGAUGCUCAAACAGCUGCUGCAAAGAGAGAACAACACCUGCAAUCAGAACUCACCUCUGGAUGUGGAAGCCAGACCACAAGCAAAUCUAAUCUCUGCCAAUUUUGUUCCCAGUGCUCAGCUAUAA
Messenger RNA from Ipomoea nil (Japanese morning glory), 1203 nucleotides. RefSeq lists its product as uncharacterized. Bases 1 to 1203 code for a protein of 400 amino acids. The transcript has a single exon. Lineage: Eukaryota; Viridiplantae; Streptophyta; Magnoliopsida; Solanales; Convolvulaceae. The record is from RefSeq and is a predicted model, not a curated record.